Messenger RNA from Maudiozyma barnettii, 960 nucleotides. It is a transcript of the gene MRP1, whose product is annotated as mitochondrial 37S ribosomal protein mS43. The record is from RefSeq and is a predicted model, not a curated record. Gene Ontology annotation, biological process: superoxide metabolic process. Lineage: Eukaryota; Fungi; Ascomycota; Saccharomycetes; Saccharomycetales; Saccharomycetaceae. Gene Ontology annotation, molecular function: superoxide dismutase activity; metal ion binding. Bases 1 to 960 code for a protein of 319 amino acids. The transcript has a single exon.
AUGACUACGAUUUGGAGACAAGCUGUCGGGACUCUUAGUAGUAAGCAACUAACUCGAGGGUUACGUACCCAUGCUUUGGCUCAUUUGAAAAGAGAUGCACCUCUAGAGGGUCUGAUGAGUGUACAAGGGCUGCGUGAGGCUUGGUUUGAUAGGAGUGACGACUAUGUGAGUCGAUUGAACCAAUUGACUAAGAAUAAUACAGAAUUACAAGAGAUGUCUCCCGAACAACUGGUCACUACCCAUGCAAAAUCUAAUAAUAAGAAAGAUAUGGUGACAUAUGCAUCGCUGUUAUAUAAUUUAGAGUUUGCAAUGUCCUCCUUACAAUCAUCAACAAAGAAAAUUCCAGGCUUAAAAGAGAGACCAGGUAGCGAAGCAUUGUUAAAGACUCCUGAUGCCACGAUUUCUUUUACUAAUGAACCCGAGGUAUCUGGGAAUAAUGUGUUACAACAGGAGUUGAUUUCAUCCUUUAGAUCAUUAGUAGAAUUCAGAACAUUAUUAUUGAACUCCAAUCUUGCAAUCUCAGGGGAUGGUUUCACAUGGUUACUUGCAAGAAAAUAUAAAAAUGCGUUCGGUAAUAGUGGGGAUUCAAUGUCUGCUACUAUUGGGGCUGACACCCAAUUUGAUAAAUUGUUUGUGAUGAAUACUUAUAAUGCAGGAUCUCCGUUCAAUUUUGAUAGAAGUGGUUUAAUGGAUCAAUUGAAGAAAGAACAUUUACAAUCUCAAACUGAAACCCAAACAAUCGACAAUGAAUCCACUUUGCUAGAAUAUGCAAGACAGACCGCAUAUGUUAAUGAUACUGUAUAUAUCCCAUUAUUAGCCAUCGAUGCAUCUCCAAAGGCUUGGUUAACCGACUACGGAGUUUUCGGUAAACAGGAGUACCUUGACAGAGUAUGGGAAUCUAUCGACUGGAGAGUUGUUCAACAAAGACUUCCAAAAAAAUCUGCUAUUGUAUAUAAUUAA